AAAAGAGAGGGAGAGCCACAGAGCUGAGAUAAAAGUAAAGAGGACAGAGAGAGCAGGGCAGCAGAGACCCACGAUUCCAACAGAGACAGAAACAAGAAGAAGGAGAAGAAGAAGAAGUGGAGGAGCAACAGGUCAGCAGAGAGGAGGAGGAGGAGGAGGAGAAGGAGGAAGCCUACAGACUCUUUCUUUGUAUUUGGUUUCAAACUUCCUGGAUUGUGUGUGAGCGUGUGCUGUGGGGAGGAAGAAGAGAGCAUGAGGAGGAGAGAGGCUUCCUUAGGCUGGGAGGGUUAGGAGAAGGAAGGAAGAAAGGAAGUUAGAGCAGAGCUGCCCCCCUCUCCACCUCCUCCUCCUGCACCUCCUCCUCCUCCUUCCUUCACUUUGUUUUGAAUGCUGCUGCUGCUGCUUCCUGGUGUGAGCUGAAGCAGAGCAGAGACACACGGCCGAUCUGCAGCUGCACGUCCGGUGAGGGCUGAGUGGAAGUGUUGCUGUCAGAAUGUCUCCGCCCGUCACAGCCCCACGCUGACCUCCGACCUGCUCCGCCUGUGAGAGGAGCAGCCCGCCAGCUCAAAGGGAGGGAGGGCAUGGAUCAGCAGCCGGAGGAGGAGCAGCAGGAUGGAGGAGAGGGGCCCUUCACCUCCACCUCAGCGGCCUCCUCCACCUCCUCCUCCACCUCCAACUUGUCCCCCCCAGCCUCCAAUGCUGAGCUGCCCUCCGUCACCCCCGCACCCCGCUGCAACCAGAGCAGGACCUUCACCGGUCUGAGGAUCUUCUGCAGGAGGAAAGCUUUGGCGAAGUCUGGCCUGCAGAACGUGGGGACGCAGCCAAACGUGUUGACCUCCGGAGAGAGCGACCCUCUGCAGGAACCAAACAGCAAUGUGGACUGGAGUGAUAAUGCUCAGUUCGGGGACCACAUCUGGUUUGAGACCAGCGGCUCUGGAGACUUCUGUUACGUUGGAGAGCAAUACUGCAUCGCUAAGUCACUGCAAAAGUCGGUGGCGAGGAAGAAAUGUGCUGGCUGUAAGAUCUCUGUUCACACCAUGUGUAUGGAGCAGCUGGAGAAGAUUAAUUUCAGGUGCAAGCCGUCGUUUAGGGAGCCAGGAUCCAGAGCUGUUCGAGAGCCCAACAUGGUGCGACACCACUGGGUCCACAGGAGGCGUCAGACAGGGAAGUGUCGACAGUGUGGGAAGGGAUUCCAACAGAAGUUUUCAUUUCACAGCAAAGAGAUUGUCGCCAUCAGCUGCUCGUGGUGCAAACAGGCCUACCACAACAAGGUGACGUGCUUCAUGCUGCAGCAGAUCGAGGAGUGCUGCUCUCUUGGAGCUCACGCCGUCAUCAUCCCUCCUACCUGGAUCAUCAGAGUCCGCAGAACACAGACGUCUCUAAAGUCGAGUAAAAAGAAGAAAAGGACGUCGCUGAAAUGCAACAAGUCAAGCAAGAAGGGAGCAGAGGUCCAAGAUGGCCGCUGGAAGCCCUUCCUGUUGAAGCCCCUCCCCUCUCAGCUCAUGAAGCCUCUGCUGGUGUUUGUUAACCCAAAGAGUGGAGGGAACCAGGGAGCGAAGAUCAUCCAGUCCUUCAUGUGGUACCUGAACCCUCGACAGGUGUUUGACCUGACGAAGGGAGGACCCAAAGAGGGGUUGGAGCUGUAUGCCAAAGUGCCCAACCUGAGGAUCCUGGCCUGUGGGGGAGACGGGACGGUGGGCUGGAUCUUGUCAGUGUUGGACCAGUUGAAGCUCCGCCCUCAGCCCCCCGUGGGAAUCCUUCCUCUGGGGACGGGGAACGACCUCGCCAGGACCUUGAACUGGGGAGGGGGUUACACUGAUGAACCGAUCACAAAGAUCCUCUCUCACGUCGAAGACGGAAACAUCGUCCAGCUGGACCGUUGGAACCUGAACGGGGCAAACCCUGAGGCUCGACCGGAGGACCAGGACGAACACCAGACAGACAAGCUUCCCAUCGACGUCUUCAACAACUACUUCAGUCUGGGCUUCGAUGCUCACGUCACACUGGGCUUCCAUGAAUCCAGAGAGGCAAAUCCAGAGAAGUUCAACAGUCGCUUCAGGAACAAGAUGUUCUACGCAGGGACAGCCUUCUCAGAUUUCCUCAGCGGGAGUUCCAAAGACCUCGCCAAGCACAUCAAAGUGGUGUGUGACGGGACAGAUCUGACUGCCAAAGUCCAGGAGAUGAAGCUUCAGUGUCUCCUCUUCCUCAACAUCCCCAGGUACUGUGCUGGCACGACGCCGUGGGGUCAUCCUAGUGAGCACCAGGACUUUGAACCUCAGCGCCAUGACGACGGCUGCAUUGAGGUCAUCGGAUUCACCAUGACCAGUCUGGCCACGCUGCAGGUGAGUCACGGCGAGCGUCUCCAUCAGUGUAAAGAGGUGACCCUCACCACCUUAAGUCCAUCCCCAUGCAGGUGGACGGGGAGCCGUUAAACUGGCCCCUCCAUCAUCAACAUCAACCUGAGGAACCAAGCCAACAUGGUGCAGAAGGCCAAGAGGAUCUCCAUGCCUCACCUGAACGACCAGCAGCCCGUCCCUGAGAAGCUGCAGAUCAGGAACAGGAUCAGCAUGGCGGCGUAUGAAGCUCUGCACUAUACAAAGACCAGCUGAAGAUCUGCAGCAACACCGCUUGGUGUGAUCACCGUCCCUGGAGACAGCGACCUGGAGACCUGCCGCUUACUGAUCGAACGUCUCCAUGACGACCUGGACCAGGAGAUAAAGGGAGAGUGUGUGACCUCUCAGAGACUCUCCAUGAAGUGGUGUUUCCUCGACUGUACGACUGCAGACCGUUUCUACAGGAUCGACCGUGCUCAGGAACACUUGAACUACGUGACGGAGAUCUCUCAAGACGAGCUCUACAUCCUGGACCCGGAGCUGGUCGCCAAGGAGACGGUGGGCACGUCCCCUGGGAUGCCCGACCUGGUGGACUCUGAGGGACACCAAGAGCAGCAGAGACAGUUUGCCUUCCCCUGCUCCGUCCUCCCCACCUCCUCCACCACGCCCACCACGUCCACCACGCCCAGAGUGAGAGAGUUUCAGAGGAAGAGGAUCUCCAGUGACAGCUCUGUGGCCGACGCUCUGUCUGAGAGCUCCUCAAAGACUGCCCUCUGCAGGAGAGGAGCAAAGAUCAUAAAUGUUCAUCGCUCCAACACAACGCUCGCUAAUUUCAGACCCAUCAUUAGUCCUUCCAGUGCUACCUCACACGACCCUGAAAAAGAUGCAGAAUUAAUAAACUGCAUUAAGACUGAAGACCUGAACAGACUGACGGAGCUCCACCAACAGGGGGCGGACCUCCUUCUGCAGGACCCUGCCGGCUGCACACUGCUGCAUCACGCUGUGGAGGCCGGCAGCAAAGACAUCCUCAAGUACCUCGUCGACAACGUUCCCACUUCUCAUCUGGACGUAACAGAGAGAGAGACAGGUGAAACGGCGCUCCAUAAAGCUGCCUCCUCCUGUCAGAGGAGCAUCUGUCACUAUUUGGUGGAGGCCGGGGCGUCGCUCAUGAAGACAGACCUGCAGGGUGAAACUCCCAAACAGUGUGCCGAGAAGGCCGAUGACCAGGAACUGUCUGAAUAUCUGGAGAACCGCCAACAUUACCAGAUGAUCCAGAGAGAAGACCAGGAGACGGCGGUCUAGAGUCCCCCCUGUCCGUCCACACCUUCUGUCUGUCUCUGGCUUUCAUUUCAGCGACAUCUGUUCCCCUCACAAGUUUGCUUUGAUCUCCAUCAGAUAGGGAUUCUUCCACGAUGAAGGUAGAUACACUAACACGAGUAAUCCAGCACACAUCAGGAUCGUUCAGAUUGACUUUAAAGUUUUUCUCAUUGUUCAAGUGAAGACGACCUGAAGAAGCAACCAUGCGAGACGUGUUGUUCUAUGUUUUAUAUGCAUUCAAACUUUGAAGUCAAUCUGAACAUUCCUGAUGUGCGCUGGAUGACUCUGAUCUUAAAGCCUCUAGCUGAACCCCGGAUCAGAAGCACGGGAACCAAAACCAUCGAUCCUCAAACUCUGGAUUAUUUUCACUUUAAUCCCCAAGCUGCUUUCUUCGACCGGAGAUGACGCUUGUCAUGCUGUGGACGAAGUCUAGUUUGUGGUCUUUUUUUUUUUUCUUUUAAAGCCUCAGUCCUCUGCUGGAGUCCAAACUAAAGAACAUAAAACCCUCUGGACACUAACGUGAUUCAAACUUCUCUUCAGGCCACAGAGACUCUCAGAUCUCCUUCAAACUGCUUUUUGAAUGUGUCUUUAUCGACUGGACAUCAGCGCCCUGACCUCUGUGUUCAUGACAAAGACGUGUGAACACAAAGUGCUGCUGGAGUGAAACAACAGCAGCUUUGAGCAAACAGGGACUGUAUUCAUGCGUCUGCAGCUGAACACCAUGGAACUAGAAGCUUCUGCCAUAUCAGAUAGAGCGGCUGCAAAAACGUGUCUUCUUACGAGCUUAUAGUGACCUUUUGGAUGUAUUUGUUUACUCAGCAGAAAUAAGUGUUUGUUCAGACUUUGGAUAUUUAACUAAGACACAUGAAUUUAUCUAUUUAUGAAUUAUUUGUAGAGAUAAAAACAAGUUUCACUUGUGAUUAAACAGAGAAGCGAGUUGUCCUCUGCAUCAGUCUGAAUUUUAGAUAUUUCAGUCAAUAUAUGACAAUUUUUUGUAAUGUUUUUGUCUGUUACAUAACUUAAACGCUGUCAGCAGGAUGCUUUCCUUGUGAUGUGUAUCGACUGUAUAAAUAGCUGAGAUGUGUUGGACACAAGCUGAAGCCUGAUUCUGCCAAAGCGGCCUAGUCUGUAUUAAUUAUAAUAACAUAGCCUUCAGAGUGGCAUUGUACUGUCUGAUAUCAGAGUAAUAACUCUUUUUGUCUGGUUUGAUCAUUUCCGAGUGACCUGCAAUAAAGCAUGUCAGUUACAGCUUC
Messenger RNA from Labrus bergylta (ballan wrasse), 4903 nucleotides. The record is from RefSeq and is a predicted model, not a curated record. NCBI's taxonomy places the organism in Eukaryota, Metazoa, Chordata, Actinopteri, Labriformes, Labridae.